Messenger RNA from Tetranychus urticae (two-spotted spider mite), 1544 nucleotides. Its product is annotated as heparan sulfate glucosamine 3-O-sulfotransferase 5-like. NCBI's taxonomy places the organism in Eukaryota, Metazoa, Arthropoda, Arachnida, Trombidiformes, Tetranychidae. Gene Ontology annotation, molecular function: [heparan sulfate]-glucosamine 3-sulfotransferase activity. The record is from RefSeq and is a predicted model, not a curated record.
CUUUAUUUCAACCAACACCAAUAGUUAUUAAUAUUGAUGUUUCCCCGAUUAACUUGUGAUAAUACAUCAAUUGGCAUACUCAUACAGGGUCAAUAUGAUCAUUAUGAAUAUGCCUUCGAUUGGUUUAUAUCGAUCAAGAUAUAAAUCACGUUCCAAGUUGAGGAAUCGUAAUUUCAUCGCUAUUCUGUUGGCUUUUCUGGCAUCUUUUUGUAUUUUGUUUCACCUCAUUUCAUUCAAUAACUAUGGCUUCAAAUCUUUGGCUACUUGCUUGGAAGGUGCAACAAGAUCGAAAAGCUUCCAUGCAAAUAAUCAGGUUAAUCAUGGGAUUGAAGAUAACAUUGAUAACACUUAUGGGUUCAGACACAUUGGAGAUGAUAUUGAAUCACAGAAUGACGAGAAUCAGGCAUCUUCCACUUCAACCUUAUCUUAUUAUUCAUCAUCUUCAUCAUCCGUUGAAUUAGUUGACUCAUCGUUACACUUUCCUCGGACUCGACGUCGACUUCCCGGUUGCAUUAUAAUUGGAGUUCGUAAAGGUGGAACCCGAGCUUUACUUGAAUUUCUUAACCUUCACCCGUCAAUACAAAAGGCCUCCGAUGAGGUUCACUUUUUUGAUGACAACAACAAGUACGGCUAUGGUCUUACCUGGUACCGUAAACAAAUGCCUUAUUCGUUCCCUGAUCAAGUUACCAUUGAAAAGACACCAGCCUAUUUCAUUACCGAUUCAGUUCCUCAUCGAAUUCACUCAAUGAAUUCCUCAAUUAAACUGAUUCUCAUUGUUCGUGAUCCAGUAACCCGUUUAAUAUCCGAUUAUGCCCAACUGGCUGAGAACAAGGCUAAAAGAGAUCGUAAAAUGGCCUCAUUCGAACGGAUGGCCUUACAGCCCAAUGGAGCCGUAAACGUUGCAUACAAGCCAGUGCGAACAAGCCUUUAUUCAAUCUUCUAUUCAAAAUGGAUUCAACUUUUUCCAGCUCAUCAGUUACAUGUUGUUGAUGGAGAUCGUUUGGUUUAUGAUCCAUUUCCUGAAGUUCAAAAGGCUGAAACUUUCUUAGGAUUAGAGCACAAGAUAAGUCGUGAUAAUUUCAUUUACAAUGCAACUAAAGGCUUUUAUUGUGUCCGAAUCAAUGGAACCCUUGAAAAGUGCCUCAACGAAUCAAAAGGACGUCCUCAUCCUCAAGUUAAUCCUCAAGUGAUUCGGAUUCUUAGACGCUUCUAUCGGCCUUACAAUUACCAAUUUUACAAGAUGACGGGAAGAAACUUUGAUUGGCCUGAAGUAUGACCAAAGUCCAGCCUAAUGAUGAAAAUAGAUGGUAUUAAUGCUGAUGAUGAUGACAGUAGAUUCCAAAAACAGGUUACAACGAAACAGCGUAAAUCAUCAAACAAAAUAACGGACAAACCAAAACCAAUAAGAUUGACAUGAUGUCUUUGUCAGUUUUGUCAGAGAUAUCAAUGCUUUUACAAAACAUGAAACUUUAAGGUUGUGAAAAAUGAGCCAUUUGAGAGGCCAAAAUAACUAUUGUUACCAAUUGUUAUUUUAUUUUGAGUUA